Culex quinquefasciatus (southern house mosquito) is the source of this 2103-nucleotide messenger RNA. It is a transcript of the gene Pex10, whose product is annotated as peroxisome biogenesis factor 10. Gene Ontology annotation, cellular component: peroxisomal membrane. NCBI's taxonomy places the organism in Eukaryota, Metazoa, Arthropoda, Insecta, Diptera, Culicidae. The transcript is spliced from 3 exons. Gene Ontology annotation, molecular function: zinc ion binding. The coding region runs from base 316 to 1407 and encodes 363 amino acids. Gene Ontology annotation, biological process: protein import into peroxisome matrix. The record is from RefSeq and is a predicted model, not a curated record.
UACUGGCGAUUGGUAAAGGUAACAUAUAUUUUGAUAUACUGGUUAACAUAAUACUUAUAGAUCUAAGAGUUUCCAAUCCCUUGGUUCUGAAUGAUUUCAACUCAACUUUUGUAGUAUAUGUUGCACAAAAAGUAAUAAAAAUUACCCCAAAACAUGAGAAAUUUUAGCGACUCUGACUCAAACAUUUCAUGAUAUCGACAUUGACUUCAACUCCGGCUCUUCAAAAACACCCUACUCUAAAAACAACUUUUCUAAAAAGUUCUCAUAAUUAGCCGACUGCAUUUCUGACUUCAAAAGAUUUAUCCAGUCACGAAAAUGGCUCUAACAUUACUUCCGGAAUCCAGCAAGAAUGGAGCACUUCCAUUCGAGCAGAUUAUGGGAGACUUGUCAUUUCUACAACUCGAAUCCGUCGCUCCAUUGCCAGAAUCCGGUCAGAACUUCGUAACUGGGUUGCUCCCAUUUGGCGUCUCAGAAUCUGUCGACUUUCAUAAUUUGACAAAAUCCCCAGUUCCAGCAAUGUCGCUAUACCACGCCCAUGCCGGCCAGGCCGAGAUCAUCCGGACGAUCCAGAAGGAUCAGAGCUACAUCGAUGAAAUUCGGGGUCAGCUCAGCGAAAUCUUGCUCCUCGUAAGCCAAAGGAACUGGUUCAAGUACCAGCACUUGUGCAAACUGAUUGCCGAAAUCCUCUACCACCACUAUGCCAUCGUGAACAACCUGCAAACACUGGGCGAAGAGUACACUGGAAUCAUCCAGGUCGACUCCAACUACGUGAUGCUGCCGAAUAAGGCCUUGCAAAUUUUUGCCAUUCUGCUGGAAUACGGUGGCGAGCACGUGGUCGAUCGGAUUCUAACCCGGUUACAAACGGAAAUCGAUCGCAGCGAGGAGAUACUGCCGGAAGCUAAGGAAAACUUGAACCGGAUGCUGGACGGGCUAAAGUUCAUCGUUCCGUACGUGCGAGGCUUCCACACCAGCUUGUUCUACAUCUACAGCGGAAAGUAUCACAUUUCGAAGCGACUGACGGGAAUCAACUACGUCCUCAUCCGGAACUGGCUCAAAGAGAACCACUCGAUCUACGGCUUCCGGAUCCUGGGAGUGGUCACCCUGCUACAGUUAGUCCUUUCCCUAAUCGUCAAAAUGGUGGAACAGCGCAAAAAGAGCAAAGCGGACGCCGCCAACGCAGCUAUCAAACGUGCAGCGCCAUCAGCAAGCGGUGGCGAAAGACCGAACCACUCCUCGGAGCGCAAGUGCGCCCUCUGCAUGGAGCAGGCCGUAGACCUGAGUGCCACCCAAUGUGGUCACCUGUUCUGCUGGGUUUGCAUCCUGAACUGGCUGGACGAGCGGCAGAUUUGCCCGAUCUGCCGGGAGGCGAUCAAGAAGUCGCGCGUGGUGAGGUUGCAGAACUACUAACACUGGAUGACAGCUGUCAAAAGUGACAAUUUUGAGGUUAGAAUUUGGGAAUUUCGGAAUGCAAAUCAAAUUAGUCACAAAUUUAUUCAUAAAUGUUACUUUAAUAUGUACAAAGUACUACGUAGCUCUUUUCAAGAGUAUUUUUUUUAUUUGUUAUAAUUUCCUAAUCCAAUUGCGCGGUGAUGUCUUCAGUGCGAUCGUGUCACGAGCCUGUUUGGCUGGUUCAAAGAUUUUUUGUUUUGUUUCGUAGUUUGUUUUAAGAAAAAGGGAAAUAUUUACACAAUAAGCAGCGUCCACCUUCGGAAUGAUGGCGCUCUGACCUCACUUUUCUUCACCCCUUCAGCAAAUGUCAAAUUCAAAUAUUUACGGAUUCCACGUUUGUUGGAGUUAAAGGAAAGUAAGGUUAAAACACUCGUCGUAAUUUUGGAGCGAAUCCCUCGUGCUUUGCAGUAAUUUUGCCAAGCCAAAUUUUCUUGCCGAUCGAGAAAACUUGCUUGAAACUCGCUUGUACUGGGUAGUUUGCUUGCACGGAGAGUGAAGCUCCAAAACAUCUUGAAGCCCCCAUUUGUCGGCGUGCUUCAUUUGACAGUCAAGUGAAGCACGCCGACAAAGGUGACUCUUUCCGGAGGUGGACCAAGUCAGCGUCGGAAAAGGGCCUAAUAAAUAAAAGUGAUGUUUUUGUUCAAAAUUUUAAAA